AUGGGCGAACCUCGCCAACGGCCAUUGAAAUCCCUUGCAAUAGCGCAGGCUGUUUCCCUUUGCAUUGGAACUUUGGCAUUUUAUCUCCUGUUGUGUAUCCUACUGUCUUAUUCCGUCCUUGACCUGAUUUCACCUCACCCGCAAGUCAAUGGCCUUCACGGGAACUGGGGGAAAGAUAGCUCCGGCUCUGCCGACUCUGAUGGGCGCACGGGAGCAGAAUCUCCCAUCUCCAAUGGUCCCUUCAUCAGUCAUUUCAACAGCCACGAUGCUUCCAUUCCCGACUCUCGACAGCCAUGGGACCCGCGAACUCCAUCGGGUGCAAGGAUUUUAACCCUGUUGUCGGCCCAGCGCUUCCCGUCGCCAAGCCCGUCAUCAAAUUCAACUACCGGACGGCCUGGCAUGCAUCCUCCGCCUCCUCCGCAAUGGCCACCGGCUAAGUUCAUUUCAAGCAAACCGAAAAACCUUCAAGCCCCUGUUCCACUUGAGCAGCUUUCGGGAGUGGCCCAUUUGCAAACUGCCCCCGGACAAUGGAAUCCUAACUCUCAAGACUUCCAGAUGUCUCCUUUGCCCAGCAUCCAAUCACGCACCUUCCUAGACAGCAAUUCAUGGGAUACCACUGAACUGCAAAGCAAAAAUCUUGAAAGACGGGAUUGGAUCAUUCGCGCCUUCAGUCACACUUGGGAAGGUUACAAAAAAACUGCUUGGGGGUUUGACCAAACAAGACCAUUAUCAGGUCGCGGCCAGACUGCUUUUGCAGGAUGGGGCGCCACCAUCAUUGACAACCUGGACACUUUACUCAUGAUGAAUAUGACCCAGGAGUAUAAUUACGCCAGAACCCAUGUACGAGUUCUAGACUGGUCCAACCCUGGCUCCGCUCAACCAAUUUACAAUAGCAGCACGGGGGAAAUCAAGAAUUCAUACGCCAACAUCAACUUAUUGGAAUCUGGUGCAAGAUAUCUGGGAGCUCUCCUAUCAGCUUACGACUUGAGCGGCGACAAGCUCAUGCUCUCCAAAGCCGAUGAGUUGGCUCAGUGGUUACUACCAGCGUUCAACACGAAAACGGGAGUGCCCGUCCCCAAUUAUGAUUUGGGAACCAACCCAAGCGGAGGUGCUUCAGGAGAAACCUAUCUUUCGGAGGCGGGAAGUCUGCUGCUAGAGUUUACGAGAUUGGCCCAAAUCACUGGAAAAGCCCACUAUUUCAAUGCGGUGGACCGAGCCGCUCAAUACUUGCAAGGACAAAGCUGGAAUUCUACAUCAAGGCUUGGAAAUCUAUUCCCCCAGAAAAUCAAACCUGACGAACCCACUCAGAUGACGGGCGUCUAUAACUUGAACGCCAGGUCGAGUGGUUAUUACGAGAACUUGGUCAAAGAGGCUAUUCUUCUGCGUGGAAACUCGAAAGGAUAUCAACAAGCUUACACAUCAAGCGUCGAUUCAAUCUUCCAGUACCUUGCCGAAGAUAUCCAAGUAGAUAACCAAGGUACUCAACUCAGCAUAAUUGGAGAGGCAUACAGCCUCCCGGGCAAAGUUGGCUAUCUCCCCAAGAUCAGUCAGCAGAGUUGCUCGGCUGCUGCCAUGAUCGGUCUCGGCGCCAGAUUGUUACAACAGGACUUGCCACUGAAUUUCGCCCAGAACCAAACCGAUGCUUGUUUGUGGGUUCACGAGACAAGUCCUGGUGGAAUCGGGCCGGAUGAGAUUACCAUCAUAAAUUAUGAAGGAUCCGCCCGCCAAGUCAGCUCCACUCCCAUGAACGAAAUCAGCAACCCAAGCCAUCUCAACCGACCAAACACCAUCGAAUCGAUCUUUUACAUGUGGAGAUUGACUGGAAAUCGGGAAUGGCAAGAGAGAGGCUGGAAACUGUUUACCAGAUGGGCCGAGGCUUCCAUAACCGAAGUUGGCUUCGCUGAAAUCGAAGAUGUCACUGAUGACAUCAAUGACGAUAGUAACAAAUUUGAUGGCUACACUGGAACCCUAUCCACAGAAAGCAUGAAAUACUUUUACCUAUUGUUCUCGGACCCUGAGACCAUAUCAUUAGACGAAUACGUCUUUAAUGUGGCAUCCCAUCCUUUCAAGAUACCCGGAAGCAAGAACAGCCAAGUGGUCAACUGGCAAGACCCUCAAGACAGCCAAGUUGCCUAUUUGAAUCCGCCAAUCGCCAAUGUGAUGGCCUCGAAAUACAAAGGCCAGCAAAAUACCACUGGCAUCGAUCCCCAAGGUAGUGGUACGCAUAUUCAACAGUGGUCCCGAACAGUCUCGCAAGAUCCCAAGACUCCAGUUUCAGAGGCUGUCACCCGCUCCGGCUCAAGCAGUUAG
This is a messenger RNA of Puccinia triticina, 2310 nucleotides long. RefSeq lists its product as uncharacterized. NCBI's taxonomy places the organism in Eukaryota, Fungi, Basidiomycota, Pucciniomycetes, Pucciniales, Pucciniaceae. The record is from RefSeq and is a predicted model, not a curated record. Gene Ontology annotation, molecular function: calcium ion binding; mannosyl-oligosaccharide 1,2-alpha-mannosidase activity. The coding region runs from base 1 to 2310 and encodes 769 amino acids. Gene Ontology annotation, biological process: carbohydrate metabolic process; N-glycan processing. Gene Ontology annotation, cellular component: endoplasmic reticulum; Golgi membrane. The transcript is spliced from 13 exons.